Messenger RNA from Phaethon lepturus (White-tailed tropicbird), 2154 nucleotides. RefSeq names its product inner centromere protein-like. Gene Ontology annotation, biological process: metaphase chromosome alignment; meiotic spindle midzone assembly; mitotic cytokinesis. Gene Ontology annotation, molecular function: protein serine/threonine kinase activator activity. The record is from RefSeq and is a predicted model, not a curated record. NCBI's taxonomy places the organism in Eukaryota, Metazoa, Chordata, Aves, Phaethontiformes, Phaethontidae. The annotation marks the transcript as partial. The transcript has 16 exons. Gene Ontology annotation, cellular component: meiotic spindle midzone; kinetochore; nucleus.
AUGGCAGAGGCUGACGGUCCCACGCGGCUGCUGGAGGUGUGCGGGCAGAGGCUUUCCCGGUUCCUCCAAGAUGCUGAGUACAAGCACUUGGCCUGGCUGCGGGAGGUGGAGGAGCAGGGCAUGAGGAUGCUGGAUAGCUCCAACUUAAGGGCUGAACCUGCAUUAAUGCCCAAAACACCAUCACAGAGGAGACGUCCCAAGAAAAGGCAGUCCUCUUGCAUGAAAGAUGAAAAUAAGGAACCAAAUAGGAGGAGGUUGUCCAGAAGGAGAAGCAGCAUCAAGCCAGUGUCUUCCAAGCCAAGUUCCCAAAGGCGCCACAGCAAAGAGCACCCCCAGCACCCUGGCUGUCCGGGGGAAGAGCUCCCUGUGCCCAGCUGUGCAGCGAGGUCUCAGGCCAGUGCUAGAGCCGAGCUCCCAGCACUGACCGGGAGGUGGCUGGCAGAAGCAGAAGUUCCUGUGGCAAAGACAGAUUGUCAGGACUGCCCUCAGGGUGCCGAUAGCGGUGAUGCAGCCUGCAGGGCUGUUACAGGGGAGCAGUUACCCAAGGGGGAUGCAGCCACUGAGCUGCAUGAUGUGUCUUCUGUCACUGUGAUCCCCAGUGACUGGACAGCAAGGGAGGAGGCCCCCAAAAAAAGAGCCAGUACCUCCACUCCCAAGGCUGCUAGAAAUGGAGAUCCUGCCAUGCUUGAAGGGGACCAGUCUCCUCGAGGCCUCGAAAAGGUGCCUUUACAGGACUCUGACAGCAAAAUGACUACAGUGAGAUCCAAAACGCGCCGUUGCUCUGGACGCCAGAGCUUUGUGGGUGGCCCCCGCAAGAGCCGUAGGACCUCCUUGGCAGAAAAAUAUUCACUGGCCAGCAAAAGAGAGAGCAUGAUCCGGAGAUCUAUCAGCAGAGCCAUUUCAAAGAAGGCAGCAGCACAAGAAUCAUCCUCUGCCUCCAGCAGAGUGAGCUGUCAAAGCUCCUUGGAGGUUUUUGUGGAAGAUGAUGUGACCAGCAGCACGAGACCUGGACUGGAACUGAAUCCCCCAAGUGGAAAGACUCCUGAAGAUGUCCUCAUUUCAAGCAAAAGUAUGCAAGCUGCCAGCCCUCCUGCACAGCACUUAUCUCUGCCCAAGCAGCAGGCAGGGAACAGUGAAGGAAGCUGUGUAAAUCCAAACAGUGAAUGCCAGAACGAGAACCAGGAGAAACCCCACUGUGCCAAGUCCCAGGAGAAUCCCUCACACAUCUGGAUGAGAAGCUAUAAACAAGCAAUGGGUGUUAUAUGGAAUGGGCAGCAGCCAGGGGGUGAUACCCUUUCCCCUUUGGAUGACAAGCACAAGGAUUCAGCAAACCAGACUCCACCUUCUUCCUCUCCAGCUAGCAGGGUUGUUAGGCCAUUGAAAAACUUCCUGCAGGCUGUGCAACGAAACCAGCUGCUCGCCAGUCCGGGGCCCACAGGACGUGGGGCUGUCGUAAAGAACUUCAUCAAACGCAAUACUCCCACCCGACCCGAUCUUAAGGAGAAGGAGCGGCAGAGGCUGGAAAGCCUCAGGAAGAAGCAGGAGGCUGAGGAACAGAGGAAAAAGAAAGUGGAGGAGGAAAAGAGGCGGCGACAGGCAGAAAUGAAGCAGUGAGUUGAAGAGCGUCUGAGGAAGGCACUGCAGGCUCGGGAGCGGGUGGAACAAAUGGAAGAAGAGAAGAAAAAGAGGAUGGAGCAGAAAAUUUUACAGAAUGAUGAGAAGGUGCGCCCCUCACAAGUGCGGGAAGAGAAGGUGGCAGAGGAGCGGAGCAAGAAAAAGCUGUCAAAGAAGCAUGGGGAAGCUGAUGCACGGAAGCAGAAAGCACUGAGGAAGGAGGAAGAUGAAUUUGAGCAGCAAGAACCACUGCAGAAAAGGAGAGAGGAUGAAGUGAAAGAAAAAGGAAAGAAAGUCUUGGAACUGAAAAAUCUUGUAGAGCAGCAACAAGUGGAACAAGUGAAGGAGAGGGAUCAAAAACACCGAGGGAAGGAGAAGGUCCCCCAACCACAGCUGGAGUCAGCAGUGUUUACUGGAAAAAACAUAAAGGAAGAAGAUGGUCUGCAGGGGCCUCAGCAGCAGCUGGGAGAGGAGAAAAAAAUCAAGCAGCCAGAAACAUUGACUGCUGCCUCUGGCACAUGGCUGAGCAAAACUGUAAAG